UAAGGGAAAAGAGAGGCUGGGGACAGGGAACGAGAGGAAGGGAAGAGGAAAAAGACAUGGGGUUUGAGAGAAAGAGCAUGAAAAGUUUCCUCUGCUACGGUGCAGCUGAUAAAUCUUAAACUGACCUUGACUGCAGAACAGACCUCAAUCAAACAUGAAACGUCCAUGUUUCCGGAAACCUUAUUCAUUGCUGAGUUGCUGCAUGUGAUGGAGCUGGAAGCAUUCCUCUUUACCGGUAGGCUACACUCUGAACCUUUUGGCCCUCUAGCGGUUAAAAAACAAGACUGCAUGCAUGCUGCGAAAGAACAUCGUUGUGGUUGUGCUUUGGCUCUGCGUGACUGUGCGGAUGAAUAUGGUUUGAACCUGUGUCAUCUGAGCAUAACUUUCUGGAUUCUUCACUUCUGUCUCGAGGAGGACGUCACUCGGAGCGGGCAGUGUUUUAUGGUGUUGGUGGUCGGCUGUGGUAACUCUGAGCUGAGUGAACAGCUCUAUGAUGUUGGAUACCAUCAGCUAACCAACAUUGACAUCAGCGAGACGGUGGUGUCUCACAUGAACCAGCGGAACGCAGAGCGCCGUCCUGACCUGACCUUCCAGCAGGUGGAUGCCACCCAGACAGGCUUUGAGAGCGGGAGCUUUCAGGCAGCCCUAGAUAAGGGCACGCUCGAUGCCAUGGCUUCAGAAGAGGACGGUGCUCUUGCAGGCAGGAUGCUUGCAGAAGUUGUCAGAGUUUUGAGUGUUGGGGGCCGGUACGUUUGCGUAACAUUAGCCCAGGAACAUGUCAUAAAGCUGGCCGUGGAACAUUUCGCUCAGGGCUGGGCUGUACGAAUUCACUGUCUAUGUGGACAGCAGAAUGAAGUGUCCGACACCUCCUUCGCCCUCCCUGUUUUCGUUCUGGUCUGCACCAAAUUCCGCCAAGCGCCUCCGUUUGCAGUGCUUGAGCUCUGUCAGGGGGAGGAUGGCGCUCCGGUUAGACUCGCAUCAGUACCGGAACUGUUGUCUGCUGUGAAGGAGAGGCAGGCCUACAAUCUAAUGCUUCAUAAGCUCAGAGGUGGAACAGAUGCCAACAGCACACAGUCCCUCACACUGUGCCACGCAGCCACCGGCAAGCCACGAUACACUCUGACGGUACAGGACAGCCUGCCUUCUGCCAAGCUGCCACGGAGUAACCACUUUGCCAUCUUUAUCGUUCCUCAGGGCCGUGAGUCUGAUUGGUUAUAUGGCUCAGCUGAAGGUCGGACUCAGCUAGCGUCCAGUGCAAAAUUCAGACGCCUGGUCAUUGUGGCAAUGCAUCGAGAUCAAGAGUAUGAGGACAUGCAGGCGGUCCAAUCAGAGCUCUCUCCAAUGGUGAUGGAACUCGCUCCUCCUGGAAUGCCAGCCAAUCAGCAGGUGCCAUUCCUGUCUGUGGGAGGAGAUCUGGGGUGGAGGGAGGUCGUUGGACGAGGGCUCAGUGCUUUGACGGGAGAGUACUCUGUGGAGGAUGUGAGAGGAGAGGAUGGUCAUCUCUAUCGCCGGCUGAUCUUCAUGAAUAAUUCCCAGCUGGUGCAGUCAGAGAGCAGACUCCAGUCUAAAGCCACAGCUUCUUCUACUCAUAAAAAGAAGAACAAGAGAAAAGCCAAAGCAUCUGUUUCUGAAGCCCCUGCUUUAAUGGAAGCUAAAGAUCGGAGUGUGGACAGGGGUUUUCUUUGCUGUACACACCAUGAAGUCAUGGUGGCAGGUUUUGCCAUGCUAGGAACGGAUGCAAUCAAUAAUAAAGAUCAACCAGUUUCCGUGUUACUGGUGGGACUAGGUGGCGGGGGUCUGCCCCAGUUUCUUCAUGACUUUGUGCGUUGUGCACGGGUGGAAGUGGUUGAACUGGACCCAGCAGUGCUGGAAGUGGCUCAGACCUGGUUUGGGUUUCAGAACGACGAGAGGCUGAAAGUUAUACUUGGAGACGGACUGGAGCACAUCAGAACACUGGAGAGCCAGGGGGGACAUUCUUUUGAUGUCAUCAUGUUUGACGUUGACAGCAAAGACACGACCCUGGGCAUGAGCUGCCCUCCACCUGCCUUUGUAGAAACAUCACUUCUGAAGAACGUUUACAGCUUAUUAACCCCUCGAGGACUAUUUAUGUUGAACCUUGUGUGUCGAGACUCGGCUCUCAGGAAGUCAGUUCUUGAACGUGUUCAAGCCGUGUUCCCGCGUGUGUUCUCUCGUGGAAUCGAGGGUGAAGUCAACGAGGUGCUACUAUGUUGCAAAAGUCCAGGAGAGGAACACAAACCUCACAGCGUUCCACAAACAUUACUGCAGACAGCAAAAGACCUGCAGAAGACACUACGUGCAAACACCCAGACUGCACCAUGUGUGCCUCAAAUAGACAUUACUGCAAUGCUGAAUGACCUGAAAGUCGUCUAAAGGUGUGGAGAGAUAAAAUAAAUGGCUCAUUUCACUUAUGAGCUGCAUUUUCAAGGAAUUAUUCCAGUCCCAGUCUCGUGUUGGCAUUUAGUCUGGUCAAUAUUGCAUCCUAUUUUGGAAAACAACAAAACGUCUACUUAUAAAGGAAGAGAUCAUCUGAUUGACCGUUAAAGUCACCAUGACAUUUUUUUAUGGAAUAUUCCGGCAUUUAUUAUAAAUGAUUUAUUCGCACACAUCAAGAUCAUUUUGUGAAAGAUGUUACCCUCCUCUUCCAGCGCUUUUAAAGAAAACACCAAAGUAACAUUUCAAAAGUUCAAAAGUAUUUGAAUGGGUUAAAACUAUACUAACAAUUAUCGCUGAUGAUCUGUAUGCUAUCUAAAUGCAAAUGCUAACAUCAAAAGGCUUCAUUAACCCAAAUUAUCAAUACAACAUGCAAAUCUUUUGUAAGUGUCUUACUUUAUAGGACAAAUAAUGGCAAUAUAGGGACUAUACUUUAUAUUCAGAUUAUAAUACGACUCCCCUAUAAAAAGAGAGUACAUUUUAUCUUGCUUUGGUUUCAUGUUCAAACAAAGAAAAAUUGUAAUGGUCCUUAAACAGAAAUAAUAAAAUAAUCAUAAAUUCUUUGACAUUAAAUGUUUGUUUCCUGAGAUAUGCCUUAUAAUAACAUUAACUAUGUUCAUAUAAUGUAAUAUUUGUAAUAUUCAUUUUACAAUAUUUGUAAUAUAUUCAUUUUUAAUAUUGUAGUAUUUGUAAUGUAAUAAAAUUUUUACUGGUUGACAAAAAUAUAAAUUAAAUGUACUGCUAUAAAGAGAAA
Messenger RNA from Pimephales promelas (fathead minnow), 3205 nucleotides. It is a transcript of the gene mettl13, whose product is annotated as methyltransferase 13, eEF1A lysine and N-terminal methyltransferase. NCBI's taxonomy places the organism in Eukaryota, Metazoa, Chordata, Actinopteri, Cypriniformes, Leuciscidae. The record is from RefSeq and is a predicted model, not a curated record.